Molecule: messenger RNA, 1257 nt
Organism: Arachis duranensis
Lineage: Eukaryota; Viridiplantae; Streptophyta; Magnoliopsida; Fabales; Fabaceae
Product: protein FAR1-RELATED SEQUENCE 5-like
Exons: 3
Coding region: 1-1257 (418 amino acids)
Biological process (GO): regulation of DNA-templated transcription
Source: RefSeq, a predicted model, not a curated record
AUGCUUCGAUUCACGAAGAGGGAUCUGUACAACUACGUUCACAGCCAGAGAAUAGCUAAAAUAGCCGAUGGGGACGCAGCAGCAACGAUAAGUUAUCUGGAGGGUAAGACCAAUGCCAACAUGAUGACAGUUGCUAGAUAUACCAAGACAAUGGAGGAUCAACUUGGUAGCCUUCUCUGGGCUGAUGAGCAGAUGACGGCAGAUUACAAGUUGUUUGGUGACGUGCUUGCAUUCGAUGCAACAUACCAGUCGAACAAGUACAAGAAGCCACUAGUCGUCUUCUCUGGUUCCAAUCACCACAAGCAGAUGACAAUUUUCGGGUUUGCAUUGCUGGAGGAUGAUAAGGUCCGUACCUAUCGGUGGGUUUUGUUGAACAUUCUUGAUAUCAUGGGUGACAAAACGCCUUCCGUUGUGGUCACCGAUGGCGAUAAAGCUAUGCGGGCAGCUAUUGCGGAAGUGUUGCCCUCCUCCAGGCACCGCCUAUGCGCCUGGCACUUGGAAAAAAACUGUGUGAUGCGGGUCAAAGAUCCUCAGUUCCGUAAGGUGUUCAAGAAAGUAGUUUAUGCAAACUUCGACGUGGCGGAAUUUGAGGAGUAUUGGAAGACGGCCGUGGAGAGUUUAGGGUUAAUGAACAAUAGCUGGGUGAAAAGCACGUACGAGAUACGACAUAGUUGGGCAACUGCGUACCUGCGUGGAACUUUUUGUGCCGGCCUUCUAGAAUUGGUUCAGAGAUUGGAUAGAGUUGUGAAAGAUUACCGCAACAAUGAGGUUACGGCCCAAUUUUUUUCACAGUAUUACACACCCGUGCUGACUACUGGACUUGACAAGAUCGAGUUGUUUGCUUCUCGUAUAUACAUAAGAACCGUGUUCAAGGAGGUGAGGAAACAAAUCAAAGGGGUUAGCAGUUUAUUGUUUGUGGCAAAAGACAGUAUAAGCAUGACAUCUGUGCAUUCCUUGUUGCCACAUAUUCUGCGUGAUGAAGUACGAGGGCCUAAAAAAAUUCCAUCGGGUUUAAUACUGAGGCGGUGGUGUAAGGAUGCCAAGGAAUGGCCGGCGAUAGCAUCGGAUGGGAUGGAUGGCCAUAGCAACCGGAUACUACGGUAUGGGGCUCUGUGCAGUGCAUUGAGUGUCGUUGCGAAGCUUGCAUCGGAAGACGUAUCCGACUUCGCGGUGGCGAGGGAAGCAAUAACCUCGUUGGCACAGAGGCUUCAUGGCCGACGGGAAAACAUUCGCGAGGGACAGUCUGGAGGGAGGUAG